This is a messenger RNA of Stylonychia lemnae, 255 nucleotides long. The record is from the annotation of a GenBank genome assembly. Lineage: Eukaryota; Ciliophora; Spirotrichea; Sporadotrichida; Oxytrichidae.
AUGGUAUGUAGCAUAUAACGAGGAGGAGAGGAGAAAGAUCGAGAUAGAAUCGCACAGAUAAAUAGUGGCUAGAGAUUCAAGGCAUACUAAUUUUCUAGAGAUCAAUAUUUUGGCAGUGUCUGCGAACUUGACUUAGUAUUUAACUUUUUCAAGGUGUAUCAAAUUUUAGAUAGCAUGGUAAUUGGAGGAGAGGUAAUGGAAACAGCCAAGCCAGUAAUUAGAUAGGAACUAGACUACGCAGACUACUAUGAAUGA